Molecule: messenger RNA, 2722 nt
Organism: Neltuma alba
Lineage: Eukaryota; Viridiplantae; Streptophyta; Magnoliopsida; Fabales; Fabaceae
Product: extra-large guanine nucleotide-binding protein 3
Exons: 8
Biological process (GO): adenylate cyclase-modulating G protein-coupled receptor signaling pathway
Cellular component (GO): cytoplasm; heterotrimeric G-protein complex
Molecular function (GO): GTPase activity; guanyl nucleotide binding; G-protein beta/gamma-subunit complex binding
Source: RefSeq, a predicted model, not a curated record
AGAAAUGGAUCAAAUGAAGGAGAGAACUGGAAGAAUUCGGUGAAGAAGAUGCUUCCUCCCGGUGCUUCUGUGCCUAAUGAUGCUUCUGAUCUCGACUACUCCAUGGCCAUGGAAUACAAGGGACCUGCCUUUUCAUACGAAGUGCCGAGAGUCGAGCCUCUAAAUGUGAAUCCUCAAGCUAAGCGGCUAUCAGACUCCCAAAGAUCGACUGAUCAAGGGCGUCCUGUUAUUGAACCAAUCCCUUUGCCAGUGUCUCGUAUUGUUGGUGUCACAAGUUAUCAUAAUCAAAGUCCGAGAAUGUCAGGAAGUUCUGAAUCCGUGGUGUCUGUGUUGCAGAAUGCAGAUUUUUCUUCUGCGUCACCUUCAGUAUCCCCCAGUUCAGUACAUAAUCCACCAAAUAAUCCUCCUAAACAAGUAAUUCAUGAAGCAAAGAGGGCUCCUGUUGUCACUUUUAAUACUGUCGAGAGAUCUCAGAGGAAAGAAGCUGAGGUUGUGAGGCCAGUUCAUCCAGAAUAUGUUGGGGUUUCUAAAGAAAGGAAGAAAAAGAAAAUAAAAGUUUGUUAUAGAUGUGGAAAAGGGAAAUGGGAAUCUAAGGAGUCAUGUCUAGUUUGUGAUGCCAAGUAUUGUGGCAAUUGUGUGCUCAGAGCAAUGGGAUCAAUGCCAGAAGGGCGCAAAUGUGUAACAUGCAUUGGUCAGCCCAUUGAUGAAUCAAAGCGUCUCAAAUUGGGUAAAUAUUCAAGAGUGCUGUCUCGACUACUGAGUCCGUUAGAAGUCAAACAAAUUAUGAAAGCAGAGAAAGAGUGCUCUGCCAAUCAGCUUCGGCCUGAGCAGCUUGUUGUCAAUGGAUUCCCUUUGAAGCCAGAAGAGAUGGCGGAAUUAGUUGGGUGCCCCUUACCUCCACGGAAGCUAAAGCCUGGUAGAUAUUGGUAUGAUAAAGAAUCUGGUCUAUGGGGAAAGGAAGGAGGAAAACCUGACAAAAUAAUAAGUUCAAACUUGAAUUUCGGUGGGAAACUUAGCUCUAAUGCUAGCAAUGGAAACACUGAAGUUUACAUCAAUGGAAGAGAGAUUACCAAACUUGAACUUAGGGUUCUGAAGCUGGCGAACGUGCAGUGUCCGCGUGAUACACACUUUUGGGUUUAUGAUGAUGGUCGUUACGAAGAGGAAGGUCAAAACAAUAUUAGAGGAAACAUCUGGGAAAGGGCAUCAACAAGAUUUGUUUGUACCCUGUUCUCUUUGCCUUUUCCCCACGGACAACCUCAUGGACCAAGAUACGAGACGAGUAAUUAUACUACAGUUCCAACUUAUCUAGAACCGAAAAAAGUCCAUAAGCUUUUUCUUAUUGGACUUCAAGGAUCUGGUACUAGCACCAUCUUUAAGCAGGCCAAAUUUUUGUACGGGAACAGAUUUACUGUGGAAGAACUAGAAGAUGUCAAGCUGAUGAUCCAAAGUAACAUGUACAAAUAUCUUAGCAUAUUACUAGAUGGAAGGGAGCGCUUUGAGGAGGAAGCUGUAGCUUCUUCUGGCCAAACUAUGAAACCAGGUAGGGACAAUGAAGCAGCUGAAACUAGUCAAUGCAUAUAUUCCCUCAACCCAAGGCUGAAGCAUUUUUCUGACUGGCUCCUGGAUAUCAUAGCCACUGGGGAUUUAGAUGCAUUCUUCCCUGCAGCCACACGGGAGUAUGCACCCUUGGUUGACGAAGUGUGGAAGGAUCCAGCUAUACAAGAAACCUAUAAAAGAAAAGAUGAACUUCACUUCCUUCCAGAUGUUGCUGAGUACUUCUUAAACCGGGCUGUUGAGAUAUCUAGCAAUGAAUAUGAACCUUCUGAGAGAGACAUAUUAUAUGCAGAAGGGGUUACUCGUGGAAAUGGAUUGGCUUUCAUAGAAUUCUCACUUGAUGAUCGAAGUCCAAUGUCUCAAACUUACACUGAUAAUCUGGAAUCCCAGGCCCCACCUCUGACCAAGUACCAGCUUAUAAGGGUGAAUGCCAAGGGGAUGACUGAGGGUUGCAAGUGGGUUGAAAUGUUUGAAGAUGUUCGAGCCGUGGUCUUUUGUGUCGCCCUUAGUGACUAUGACCAGUUGUGCAUUGCCCCAGACGGCAGUGGCAGUGGAACACUUAUUCAGAACAAGAUGAUACAAAGUAGGGAGUUAUUUGAGACCAUGGUCAAACACCCUUGUUUUAGAGAUACCCCGUUUGUAUUGAUUCUGAACAAGUAUGAUAUUUUUGAGGAAAAACAAAGUAGGGUGAGUCUAAGUGCUUGUGAAUGGUUCAGUGAUUUCUGUCCUGUCCGUGCUCACGACAGCAAUCAGUCACUAGCCCAUCAAGCCUACUUCUAUGUUGCCAUGAAAUUCAAGGAUCUCUAUGCUUCCCUCACAAGCCGAAAACUUUUCGUCUGGCAAACCCGGGCAAGGGACCGGGUUACCAUUGACGAGGCAUUCAAGUUUAUCAGGGAGGUUCUCAAGUGGGAUGAGGAAAAGGAAGAGAAUUACUAUGGUCCACCGGAGGAUUCAUUUUACAGUACAGACAUAAGCUCCUCUCCCUAUAUGAGACAAACCUAGUGCCUUCUAUUAGGAAAGGGGGGAUGGGGAUUUGAGGAAUAGUUCUCUGUAUUAUUUAUUUGAUGUUGGAAGCGUAAUGGUUUUUUGUGGAUAAUAGGUGCGUGUGCAUGCUGCAGCUCACCAUGCCAAAAGACCAUAAUAAAGUUAGAACAGCUUGUGUUGGCCA